Messenger RNA from Suillus subalutaceus, 846 nucleotides. RefSeq lists its product as uncharacterized. The record is from RefSeq and is a predicted model, not a curated record. NCBI's taxonomy places the organism in Eukaryota, Fungi, Basidiomycota, Agaricomycetes, Boletales, Suillaceae. Bases 101 to 709 code for a protein of 202 amino acids. The transcript is spliced from 4 exons.
GUCUGAGACAAUCAAGAGCCUCAACAGAAUCACCCCGUAUGAUGAUGCGUUCUACACCUGCGAUGAUACGAUCGCCUUGGAUGAAUCACCAUGUGGCGAAAUGACCAAGAUGCUUUUUUCUAGCGGCAGUCCGCUUGACAGACUCAACAACCUUGCUCGUGCAGAACUCAAGAAGACCGGCUGGUUCGAACGACCCGAUCAGUGGUCCAUCGUCAACAUGGGCCUCUCAAGUCCAAUGACGCACAUACGUGGACCCAUAGCUCCCCCCCAAACCCCUCCAUCCAUCCUCUCCCCAAUUCUCCCCUCCACACCCUCCAUCACCGCCGUCCCACCUCCAUCCUUCACACCAUCCCCACAAUCACCCAUGAAGACGGAUUCCUCCUUCAAAGCCAGUACCCCAAACGGCAAAUACAGCUCGAGCUCGCAUGAUAGUUUUCCAGACUUCAGCACACUGUCAUACGCUCCACGCGCGGAACCCGAGCCACCGAAACGUGUUGGAGUGAGUAGUCGCGUCAAGCAACUCAUGAAGCGCGUCUUGCACGUUAACGUCGGCGUGCAUCCAAGCAGGAGAUCAAGACAAUCUUUACUUGUGGGUGUGGGCUUGCGGCCUACUUCUAUGGCUGGAGGGUCUUCGGGUACGUGGGCGUUUACUAGUAUUGGAUCUACGCAUACACAGGCGGGGAACCGAUGGAGUGGGCUUUGGCAUUGACAGAUUCGUUCAUAAUUUAUUUGUCAUAUUCUUUUAUGAGUUACUGUACCCAAAAUCCUUCUUCAAGCGGCUCUAUUUCAACUGGCCUCCACAAGUGGUGCUUGUGCUCUCUAAUUAAGUAUACGACUCCUCCUUAA